AUGGCACACAAUGACCCUCUUCAUCUGGCCGGAAUGGGGUCACACCCCCGUUCGCUCGACACACACUACUCAAAUGUCCCUUCUCGAGAAGCGACUUACACUCUUGCUGGACCACGAUCGACGGCAGUGGAUCUGCCCUACAUCCGAAGCCGAGAGCCGACUUCGCCGAUGCUAGAGGCGUCGCAUACCAGAAGCAGAGAUCAAGGAACCUUUGUUAGUCAGGAAUAUCAGGACUACAACCCAAAGUAUGCGGAACCCAGCAACAAGCCCAUAUGGGGACUUGCCGCUCCUCUCCCACGCGUCAAGCGCCCUGUUAUCCGGCCUCGUCAUGGCACGCGAAAGAGCAAGGAGCAGACCAAACGGCCGGAUUCUGAGCGUCAACCAACCAAUCAAUCAGUGCAGCCUCCAGCCCCAGCAGGAACUGAAGCUGCUCCACAAAUCGAAAACACGCCCUCUAGGAACGAAAGCGAGCAUGAACAGUUGCACGAACACCCGAGCAGGCAUGCUCACAGACCUGCUCGUGAGCAGGACCUUUUGAGACGAGCCACAACCGCUCGUGCCUCCACUUACCAGCCUGAAGAUGUACCUCCCCGUGAACCUUUUCAGCCUGAAGGUGCUGUCAGCACUGGACCUUCCCGCCAAGGCCAGGAACUUGAAGCCCAGCACAUCAGUGCACGCGACCAGGACAAGGCCCAUCUCGCGUCGAGUCACGAUCGAACACAAGAUGAGCGCGCAACUGGUGGUGCGGUCUUGCAACGGCAAACAACAGGCUCAACCGUGCAGGAUUUUGGGCAAGAACACGAGCCGCCGGUGGGCCAGGUGACCAGUGAGGUCGAGAUUGAUUCGGCCAGAAGACGCAUGCAAGCCAUAGCAGAUACCGCAGAUAAUGUGAGCGAUCUACGAUAUGGCACCCCGAACAUUGACUGGGAGGAGUAUCAAAAGGACGAGCUCGAACCUCAACAUUCUCAGAACGAAGAGCCAAAGGAUCCGGACUACUUCAAUUGGUGGGGACCGAUACGGCAGAGAUUCCGGCAACCAUUGGCAGAAUAUCUGGGUACGUUGGUGCUUAUGAUUAUCGGUCUGUGUGGUAGCAUCGUACACAUGACCUCUGAGGACGACUAUGGAAACUUGCUGAGCGCAUAUUUGUCUUGGGGUUUUGGAGUCAUGAUUGGAAUCUACAUCGCGGGUGGGAUUUCUGGUGCCCAUCUCAACCCGGCCUUGUCAAUACUGCUGUCUAUCUUCCGUGGCUUCCCGUGGUCUUUGUGCUGGCAAUAUAUCGUCGCACAAAUGAUGGGCGCUAUUACAGCCUCGGGGAUUGUGUACGGAUUAUACAAAGACGCCAUCGAAGACUACGCGGCUGCAGACAAAAGCCGUGCCGGGCCGGCCUUCUGGACAAAGCCUCGUGAUGGGCUGAGCAAUGCCUCUGCCUUUUUCACUGAGUUUGCAGCCACAGGAAUCCUGGCGGGUUCUGUUCUCGCCCUGGGAGACGAUAGUAACGCCCCACCAGGGGCCGGUAUGCACGCAUUCAUUAUAGGACUUCUGAUAACAGCCCUGUGCAUGGCCUUCUCCUACAACACCGGAACCUGUCUCAAUCCAGCACGAGAUUUUGGCCCCAGACUCAUAACAUGGGCAGCUGGGUUUGGGACCGAAGUCUUCACCUUGCAUAAUUGGUGGUGGAUCUGGGGACCUUGGCUAGGCACCUUGAGCGGAGGUAUCACGGGAGCCUUGAUCUACGACGUUUUCAUAUUCAACGGCGGAGAGUCACCCAUCAACUAUCCCUCGGGCGAGUUGAGGGAGCGCAUCCAUUCAUGGAACGAGAUAAGAAUGAAGUCAAAGAUGGGCAGGGGUAAAGACGCCAUCAACGCCAUGAACAAGGAGAUCGAGCAGAUUGCCUGA
Exophiala dermatitidis NIH/UT8656 is the source of this 1896-nucleotide messenger RNA. Its product is annotated as aquaglyceroporin like protein. Gene Ontology annotation, biological process: glycerol transmembrane transport; water transport. Lineage: Eukaryota; Fungi; Ascomycota; Eurotiomycetes; Chaetothyriales; Herpotrichiellaceae. The record is from RefSeq and is a predicted model, not a curated record. Gene Ontology annotation, molecular function: water channel activity; glycerol channel activity. The coding region runs from base 1 to 1896 and encodes 631 amino acids. Gene Ontology annotation, cellular component: plasma membrane. The transcript has a single exon.